CGCGUGAACACACCCUCCGGAAGUUACGUUCAUCCUCUGCGGCACCAACGUGAAAACUGUGAAGAUUGUCUCUCAGACGUUGGCAUCCAGAGAGGUGUGCAAUCAUGUGGCCCGUAGUUUGGACAGCCAUGCGGACCUAUGCACCGUACAUCACCUUCCCCGUGGCCUUCGUUGUCGGAGCGGUGGGCUACCACCUGGAGUGGUUCAUCAGGGGGACGCCCAAACCCCGCGAGGAGAAGAGCAUUCUUGAGCUGAGGGAGGAGAGGACACUGAAGGAACAAGCCGGGAUGGACGGCACUCAGGUGCUCAGUCUCAAAGACAAAAUGGAGUUCACUCCCAAAGCGGCUCUCAACAGGAACCGGCCUGAAAAGAGCUAACCCCAUCCUUCCAACAGGGAGCCUUUUUUUAUGAGGAAGACAAGAAAAUGGAUCCUCACAGCCAUAUAUCCUCACAGCUGGGCUUCUAUAAGCCCGCAGCUCACUGCACCUUGGAUAUACUGUAACAAUCAAGAAGCACAAGCGUGUGUACAUAAUAUUGGUGUUUUCUUCUGUUUUCCACACUACACUCAGAGCUACACAAAAUGUGACGAAAAAGGACUGAUUCUUAAGCUGCUGUACAGGAUCAAAACAGUCAUGAGGUCUUUGAUGGUAUGCAGCCGUCAGUGUGGGAGGUCUAGUGAUGUAGCCUAAUCAGCUUUAGUCCCGUUAUGGUGUGGAACAAUGUCAGCGCUUUCAUUUUAGAAAGUUAUAAGCAAAAAGCCAAAUCAAAUUGGUCAAAGCGAGCUGGUGAGCGUUAAUCAUUGUGACUCCAGUCUGUCGUGACUAUUGUUCAAAAUGAACUGAGCUUCAAAGUGACAGGAAGGAAGCCACGAUGGCUCAUUCAGCCUCAGGGAGGAAAGUCUGGAGUCUCAAGGGGAGCGCAAAAGACAAAAUAAUGCUGAAGGAGGAAGUGGCUGACACAUUCAUGCAAGAAAUGUAAGGAGAAGACAUGGGGGCGGCGGUGAAGCUGGACGAGUCAUGGAGAGGAAGUUAAGAAGGAGCGUGUCCUUCUGGGAACAAUUAGAGGACAGGGAUCUUUUUAAAGAGGUCCAGUCCAACAUCCUGAGCGGACAGUCUGGAUAGUGCUGCAGGAACAAUGCUGCUGCUGGAAGGCCACCACAUCCCAGAAUAAACACUCUCACAUAGGAUGCAGAAAUGCAGGUACACACCUAAACGCUGACUGGAUAUAAACACAUCAUGCCUCCGCCAGCAAAGUUGGCUGUCAGUCAGUCUGAGCUUGUCCAAGCAACAGCAGUAAUGUCAGUGUGACCCAAAGUGCACACAUGACAACCGAAAUCUGCCUUUUCUGUGAUGAUACCAACUUUUCUUGUUCUUAUUCUGCAUAUAACGUCGGUGCACGUUUCUGCCGUAUCAGAAAACAUUCAGCUCACCAAACACGAAAUAAGUCAUCAUAAAUGUAACAAAGUCGUACAUUGGUACACUGGAACAGACACACUGCAGUACGUUUACGCAACACAGCUCUUUUAUAAGACCUAUUUGAGGGCCUAUUGCAAAAAGCGCUAGUCAAAGAUCCUCUAUAUGAGAAGAGCGCUUUGGCAUUUUUAAGAAUCUGCUGCAAAAAUGUUAGCAGCUCCCAAACUGAACUUUUGGGUGAGUCUGAUGAGGCCCGUGGAGCACGAGUUGAAUGUCCUUGCAGUGUGUUGUUGUAUUAUUGCGGUGCAUCGUUGUCCUCCUGGCUUUUGACGGGCAGCGAGGAACAAUGCCCGUUCCACCCCCCACCUCCCCCAUUGUCAGGGUGAACAAUCCUCACGCACGCCAGUCUCUGGGGGAGAAACAAUACUGGAAGGGGAAACGGCUCCAGAGCCACUUCCUGUCCAGAAUCUAAAUUUAGGAAAGUUUUGUUUUGUUGAGAAGGAAAAUGCCCAAAUUGAGGACGGGGUGCUGCUGUAAGACACGCUCCAACACAGCAUCAUUCCUGCCCAAUAAAAGCUUAUCAGCAUACUUCUGCUAGCGCUGCCUGGCAUGCGAAUGUUUUCAUUACACUCAUGUUGUUCAUUCCCAACUUCUUGCGUGUUUAUGCACCCUUAUUAAAAUGAUUUAUGCAACAGGAGGUCAGACAUUUAA
Molecule: messenger RNA, 2123 nt
Organism: Dunckerocampus dactyliophorus (ringed pipefish)
Lineage: Eukaryota; Metazoa; Chordata; Actinopteri; Syngnathiformes; Syngnathidae
Gene: smim12
Product: small integral membrane protein 12
Exons: 4
Coding region: 105-377 (90 amino acids)
Source: RefSeq, a predicted model, not a curated record